Molecule: messenger RNA, 4316 nt
Organism: Hyla sarda
Lineage: Eukaryota; Metazoa; Chordata; Amphibia; Anura; Hylidae
Gene: UBA1
Product: ubiquitin like modifier activating enzyme 1
Exons: 26
Coding region: 156-3335 (1059 amino acids)
Biological process (GO): DNA damage response; protein ubiquitination; ubiquitin-dependent protein catabolic process
Cellular component (GO): nucleus; cytoplasm
Molecular function (GO): ubiquitin activating enzyme activity
Source: RefSeq, a predicted model, not a curated record
CGACCACGCCCACGCAGUAUAUUGAUGAGGCCCGGCGCGCUGCGCUCUUUUUCUCUGCCGUGUUCCGGGCGGCCGCCAUCUUGUUUUUGUGUUAGGCCGGAGCCGGUUGUGCGAGGAAUUGAGGGUGAAGAGCGGGGCGCGCCCCGGUGGGAUUGAUGUCCAGCUCGCCGGUGUCUAAGAAGCGUCGCGUGGCCGGAUCUGAUACAAAGACGGGUUCAAACUGCGCAUCCUCCAAUUCUGUGAGCACAGAGCGGACAGCGCCAGCCAACGGCAUGGCUCGGAACGGGAAUGACGUCGAGAUCGAUGAGGGGCUGUACUCUCGUCAGCUGUAUGUCUUGGGCCACGAGGCCAUGAAGCGGAUGCAGAACUCCAAUGUUCUCGUCUCAGGGAUGAACGGUCUCGGUGUGGAGAUUGCAAAGAACAUUAUCCUAGGAGGUGUUAAAUCGGUCACCGUCCAUGACCAGACAAACACUGAAUGGGGAGACCUCUCCUCCCAGUUCUACCUCCGUGAGGAAGACCUUGGCAAGAAUCGAGCGGAGGUAGCGUACCCCAGACUGGCCGAGCUGAACACCUACGUGCCUGUAUCUGCCUCCAGCAGCCCCCUGACUGAUGAAUUCCUCUCCAGCUUUCAGCUUGUGAUUCUCACCAAUUCAACACUAGACGAACAGCUACGAGUGGGAGAUUUCUGCCAUGGUCACAAUAUAAAGUUCAUUGUAGCUGACACCAGGGGUCUGUUCGGGCAACUGUUCUGUGACUUUGGUGAUGAAAUGGUCGUACUGGAUCCCAACGGAGAGCAGCCCCUAAGUGCCAUGAUUUCCAUGAUUACAAAGGAUAACCCGGGCGUGGUCACCUGCCUGGACGAGGCUCGUCACGGCUUCGAAAGCAGCGAUUACGUAACGUUCACCGAAUUACAAGGCAUGACCGAGCUGAACAACUCUGAUCCUGUGGAAAUCAAAGUACUAGGACCAUACACAUUCAGCAUCUGCGACACGACAAAGUUUACAGACUACAUCCGCGGGGGCAUCGUCAGCCAAGUAAAGAUGCCGAAAAAAAUUAGCUUUAAACCCUUAAAGGAAUCUAUCCAGGAACCAGAGUUUGUCAUCACAGACUUUGCAAAGUUUGACCAUCCGUCCCAGUUGCACCUGGGAUUCCAGGGUCUGCACGCUUUCCAGAAAAAGAACGGACGCCUUCCCAAGCCCCGUAAUGAGGCUGAUGCCACUGAGCUGCUGGCCCUUACCAAAGAAAUCAACGAGAAGUUAUCUGGAUCUGCAAAGCAGGAGGAGCUGAAAGAAAGCCUUCUGAAGAAGCUGGCAUUCCAGGCCACCGGAAACCUCGCGCCAGUUAACGCUUUCGUGGGGGGCUUAGCAGCACAGGAAGCCAUGAAGGCCUUGUCUGGGAAGUUCACACCAAUCAUGCAGUGGUUGUAUUUUGAUGCCCUAGAAUGUUUGCCUGAAGAAAAUGAAGAUUCUCUGCUGACAGAGGAGAACUGCAGUCCUAAGAAAUCUCGCUACGAUGGGCAAAUUGCUGUGUUUGGAUCUGACUUCCAGGAGAAAAUUGGAAAACAGAAGUACUUUCUGGUUGGUGCUGGCGCCAUUGGCUGUGAGCUGCUGAAAAACUUUGCCAUGAUAGGUUUAGGGGCAGGAGAAGGCGGCGAGGUCAUUGUGACAGACAUGGACACCAUAGAAAAGUCCAAUCUGAACAGACAGUUCCUCUUCAGACCCUGGGAUGUUACGAAAAUGAAAUCUGAAACGGCAGCCGCAGCAGUGAAGCAGAUGAACCCAAACUUGAACGUCAUAGGGCACCAGAAUCGUGUGGGAACGGAGACUGAAAAGGUUUACGAUGAUGAUUUCUUCGAAGCACUAGAUGGCGUCACCAAUGCACUUGAUAAUGUGGAUGCCAGGAUGUACAUGGACCGGCGUUGUGUGUACUACCGCAAGCCACUUCUGGAAUCUGGAACAUUGGGAACCAAAGGGAAUGUCCAAGUUGUGAUACCUUUCCUCACAGAGUCUUACAGCUCAAGCCAGGACCCCCCAGAAAAGUCCAUACCAAUAUGUACCCUGAAAAACUUCCCUAAUGCUAUUGAACAUACUUUACAGUGGGCUCGAGAUGAAUUUGAGGGACUCUUCAAGCAACCAGCAGAAAAUGUCAAUCAGUAUUUAACAGACCCGAAAUUCAUGGAGAGGACCUUGAAGCUGCCCGGUUCUCAGCCCUUGGAGGUGAUUGAAGCGGUGUACAAAAGCCUCAUAAACGACAGGCCCAAGUCCUGGACAGACUGCGUGGCCUGGGCCUGCAACCACUGGCAUACACAAUACUCCAACAACAUCCGUCAGCUCCUGCACAACUUCCCACCAGAACAGCUGACCUCUUCUGGUGCACCCUUCUGGUCGGGCCCCAAAAGAUGUCCUCACCCACUGUCCUUUGAUACGAACACGCCUUUGCACUUGGAUUAUAUCGUAGCAGCUGCUAACCUCUUUGCACAAUCCUAUAAUAUUGCUGGAUCGACAGACAGAGCCACCAUCAUAGAUAUACUCAAAUCUGUCAAAGUGGCAGAAUUCGCCCCCAAAUCUGGAGUGAAAAUCCACGUAUCGGACCAAGAGAUGCAAAAUGCACACGCUUCCAUGGAUGACACUCGUCUGGAGGAGCUGAAGCAGUGUCUGCCUACGCCGGAAAGUCUGUCUAGCUUCAAAAUGUGUCCCAUUGAUUUUGAAAAGGAUGAUGAUACAAACUUUCACAUGGACUUCAUUGUGGCUGCUUCUAAUUUGCGAGCUGAAAACUAUGACAUCCCGCCUGCGGACCGUCACAAGAGCAAACUGAUAGCAGGAAAGAUCAUUCCAGCAAUUGCUACCACCACAGCAGCCGUGGUCGGCCUAGUAUGUUUGGAGCUCUACAAGAUAGUUCAGGGGCACAAGAAGAUCGAAUCCUUCAAGAACGGCUUCAUGAACCUGGCCCUCCCGUUCUUUGGCUUCUCCGAGCCCAUUGCAGCGCCGAAGCACAAGUACUACGAACACGAAUGGACUCUGUGGGACCGGUUUGAAGUCAAGGGUGUCCAGAGCAAUGGAGACGAGAUGACGUUGAAACAGUUCUUGGAUUACUUCAAGAAAGAACAUAAGCUGGAGAUCACUAUGUUGUCCCAAGGAGUUUCCAUGCUCUACUCCUUCUUCAUGCAGGCUGCCAAGCUGAAGGAACGUCAGGAACUGCCGAUGACCGAAAUAGUCACAAAAGUGUCUAAGAAGAAGAUCGGGAAACACGUGAAAGCUCUGGUGUUCGAGCUCUGCUGCAACGACGUGGAUGGAGAAGACGUGGAGGUCCCCUAUGUCCGCUACACCAUCCGCUGAGCUUCACCACGUCUCCAGCCGCAAUGCACAUCGGGGAGGGGGUCUGUGGAGCAGAUUGGAAAUGGGCACAGGUGGUAGAGGGGCCGAGGGAACUUUAAUGGGGAAAAAAAAAAUUAUAAUAAAAAUUCUGGGAGUUUUUAAAGCUUGACUGUUCUGCUAUUAACCCUUCAGCGCGGUGAAGGGAACAUGACCUAAGGGUAGGGGGCGGGGGGGGGGGGGGGUGCACGAAUCUCAUUGUAAUGUAAUCCUAUCACCCGUCUGGUAUUGUGUGAGGUUUGUGAUCAUUUUCUCUGACCAUUAUUAACACCUAAGCCCAAACCUAUCCUGCACCCCGUUCUCGCACUCCAACACCCCUAUAGAGGUGUUGACUCCCAAGGCCUGACUUUUUUUUUUUCCCCCGCCCCCUUGAACCAGUCCGGUCUCUUCAGCGCCUCUUCCCGAGGGUCUCCAGCCGCCAAUGACAUUUCCUGCUCCUUGUACUGUUAGUCGUGUAGUGCACAAGUUUGCUUAACCCUUCAGCCGCAUGAGAUACGAUUCCGUAGGACAGUGUUUCCCAACCAGUGUGCCUCCAGCUGUUGCAAGACUACAACUCCCAGCAUGCCCGGACAGCCGUUGGCUGUCCGGGCAUGCUGGGAGUUGUAGUUUUGCAACAGCUGGAGGCACACUGGUUGGGAAACACUGCCGUAGGAGGAAGAAGGGUUAUCGGCUGUGAAGAAUUGAGCUGGAGAGUGCGGUGCUCUGACUUGUAAUACCAACUGCAUGGGGAGCAUACAAGUUACGAUUUUUUAUUAUUUUUCUUUUUGCCUUGCCCACACUAACAACAUUCAGACCCCGUGCCAGUGACCUGAGGGCUAAAGAGCAGUAAGAUAUAGCUUUAGUGUAAUGACAAAUACAGUACUGCUGUUCUUGUAGAAAUGUCUCUUUAUACUGUGUUUUGAAAUCUGGAAAAAAAAUAAAAUAAAUAAAUAAAAAUUUAAAAAA